AUGGCUGGUGAGACGAGUGCUCGAUAUGGGGCAGCUGUGGCAGCUCUCGGCGGCCAAGAAAUGGAGCGCGUGCGUGAAUCACGUAUUCUUAUUGUUGGUGCCGGUGGCAUUGGGUGCGAACUGCUCAAGAACCUCGUACUUACCGGUGUGGGACACAUUGACAUUAUUGAUCUAGAUACCAUUGAGCUUUCGAAUCUGAACAGGCAAUUUCUUUUUCACAAAAAACACAUCAACCAGUCCAAGGCCAUAGUGGCGCGCGACGCAGCAUCCGCAUUCAAUCCCGAUGUUCGCAUUGUGGCACACCAUGCAAACAUCAAGUCGCAUCAGUUUGAUGUCGCCUAUUAUGCUUCCUUUGAUGUGGUAUUAAGCGCACUUGAUAACUUGGAUACGCGACGAUGGGUGAAUCGAAUGUGCGUGAUGGCUCGCGUGCCGCUCAUUGAGAGCGGCACGGCGGGCUUUUUGGGACAGGUCCAGCCUAUCCGACCUUCGUAUACAGAGUGCUAUGACUGCACUGAGCACCCCACACCUACUACGUUUCCUGUUUGCACAAUUCGCUCAACUCCCUCGACGCCUGUACACUGCAUCGUGUGGGCCAAGAGCUGGCUGUUACCUCAACUCUUCGGUGAAUUGGAUAAUUCAGACGAGCAAGAAUUUUCUGAAGCAGCCAAGCGCGGCGAAGAUGCAGCAGAGCUUCAACGACUCCGUCAAGAAGCGCAACAAAUGCUCACUUAUCGUGAGCAGCUCUACGCAUCGUUGAAUGCACCGCAGGUCGUUUGCGAGCGGAUUUUUGACAAAUUGUACAGCGUCGAUAUUCAGCGCCUGUUGAGCAUGGACGACAUGUGGGAGCAUCGCACACGACCGGAACCACUCACUUUUGCAUCCGCUUGUCGCGACACAUCGUCGCCCACCAAGUCAGAUGCGCCAACGCUCCGUGAUCGUCGCCAACUUACACUCGCGGAAAAUGCUGCUUUGUUUGUUGAGACAGCAACAGCGCUCGCGAAACGUGCAGCUUCUGGUACACCUGUGGCAUUCGACAAGGACGACGACGAGACGCUAGGAUUCGUUACUGCAGCAGCCAACCUUCGUGCACGCGUAUAUCAUAUCCCGGAGCAGACUCGCUUUGACACGAAGCAAAUUGCUGGCAACAUCAUUCCAGCUAUUGCCACCACCAAUGCAAUUGUGGCCGGAUUAGUGGUUGUCGAGGCACUACACAUGCUAGCUUCUCGAUGGUCUGAACUGCGGGUGGUGAGUCUUGCUCGUCGCUCCACCCGUCUAUUUACGACGUUCCCAUGCAGCUUGCCGAAUCCGAAAUGUGGUGUGUGUCAAGAUACCUAUGUGCGUGUUUUUAUCGAUCCCGAGAGUGCGACCUUGCAGCACGUUCUGGAUGCUGCUCAUUCGUAUCUAGGGUAUGAGGACGACGCUGAUCUGUCGAUUUCGGCCGGUGCCCGAAUCCUGUAUGAUGCUGACUUGGACGACAAUCUGCCCAAACUCCUACGUGACUUGCAUGUGCAUCCAGGUAACACUCUUUCUGUCGUGGAUGAAAAUGGUGUCAUGUCUACGGCCCAAUUUGUUUUGGAAGGCCAGAGUGACACGAAAACAUCGCCCCUUUACAUCGAAAAAGCUGUGCAGCUUGGCAAACGAAGUUGCGCUGAGAAGGAGGAAAGUGACGACGAAGACGAUGGCGUCCAAGUUCUCGAGUCAGCACCUUUGAAGCGCGCGCGCGACGCAGAUCACGAAAAUUCUACACCGAAACGAAUCCGAGCACAAAACGACACGGACGAUGUGAUUGUGUUGGACUAA
This is a messenger RNA of Malassezia restricta, 1800 nucleotides long. RefSeq names its product ubiquitin-like 1-activating enzyme E1 B. Lineage: Eukaryota; Fungi; Basidiomycota; Malasseziomycetes; Malasseziales; Malasseziaceae. The record is from RefSeq and is a predicted model, not a curated record. The coding region runs from base 1 to 1800 and encodes 599 amino acids. Gene Ontology annotation, biological process: protein sumoylation. The transcript has 2 exons. Gene Ontology annotation, molecular function: SUMO activating enzyme activity. Gene Ontology annotation, cellular component: SUMO activating enzyme complex; cytoplasm.